AGCUUCUAUGUAAAGAGAAAGCAUAAACACAAAAGUACAUCUUUUUAAUUCUCUCAAUGUCAGCAAUCACCUAGUAAAACAAUGGUUUGUACUUUGAUGGAGAGUAUUGAAGAGGGAGAGGGUGUGUCGUGUCCAAGAGCUCCAAGAUAGAUGCUCUUACUUUUCCUCCUAAAAAAGCAAUUAAAAGAGCCAACUACGUAAAGAACAUAGGGAAUAUAUAUAUAUAUGUAUUUUUAUAAGAAAAAACAAGAAUUUCCUCUCUUCUUCCCGUUUUAAAUUCUAAAAUCCUAACUAACAAUGGUAAAUACUGUGAACCUAUAUUAUGGUACAAAUUUUAAAAAUCCUACUUAAUUAUUUUGCAUUAUACAUAACCUCUUCUCAUAGGUAACCAACCAUUAUCCAGUAUCCACCAUUGCUUGAUGAAUUAACCGAAAUAAAGCCUUGCUAUGCACUCAAGGAACAAAUAACUUCAAACUCUUAAUACCAAACCCUCUUACCCUCAAAUUCCCAAAUACUUCUCAACCCAAAACAUUUCUCCUUUUCCAGUUCAAUGUCUCUUCCAGCUCAACAACAACCACAACCACAACAACCUGUUCAAGUUUACCCAAAAACAGGCACAAAUCAACCACCUCCCCAUCAUUCAAAUGGGAAUUUUGGGACAGUUUUCAUUGUCCUUGCAAUAAUAUUAGUCAUUUCAGUAGUUGCUUGUUUACUCGGACGCCUCUGCAAUCGACGCAACUACAACAAUAACCAAAGUCGUCAACACAACAGCCUGCAGAGACGGCCCGCUAAGCCGAAUAGGCAGCAACAGAUUCAUGAUUUUGAAACAAGAGAAGGUGACAUUGAACUUGGGGUUGACAAAAGAAUGCCUCCACCAAUAAUUACAAGGCCUAGAGGACUUGCUUUUGAACCACCAGCAUGCACAAGAUCUCAGCCACAUGGUAAUAUUAAUAAUGGUCACAAUCACAUGAAAGAUUUUGAAAUGAAAUCUGAUCAUGAUAGUGAUUAUCAUAGAGCUGGUUUAUGACCAUGAUAUAUGGAACUAUAUAUCCAAUAAUAGGACCUUAUGUAAGAUUAGCCAUCUUAUCUUAUGCUAAUAAUCAUUCCCACUAUGUGUUUAAUCCCUUCUUUUAUUUGCUUUAAUUUUUACUCCUAUAGUCAUCCAAAUUCAUGAUGUAAAUGUAAUAAAUUAUAUUUUUAUA
Trifolium pratense (red clover) is the source of this 1202-nucleotide messenger RNA. RefSeq lists its product as uncharacterized. NCBI's taxonomy places the organism in Eukaryota, Viridiplantae, Streptophyta, Magnoliopsida, Fabales, Fabaceae. The record is from RefSeq and is a predicted model, not a curated record. The transcript has a single exon. The coding region runs from base 551 to 1027 and encodes 158 amino acids.